Leptidea sinapis is the source of this 3007-nucleotide messenger RNA. RefSeq names its product anaphase-promoting complex subunit 4 (gene APC4). The transcript has 6 exons. Lineage: Eukaryota; Metazoa; Arthropoda; Insecta; Lepidoptera; Pieridae. The coding region runs from base 351 to 2702 and encodes 783 amino acids. Gene Ontology annotation, biological process: positive regulation of mitotic metaphase/anaphase transition; protein K11-linked ubiquitination; anaphase-promoting complex-dependent catabolic process. The record is from RefSeq and is a predicted model, not a curated record. Gene Ontology annotation, molecular function: protein binding. Gene Ontology annotation, cellular component: nuclear periphery; anaphase-promoting complex.
UUACUGUUUUUUAUCGAGUUCGAAUAUCGAUUCUUUAGAGUUGUAAUCAAAGAGUAUAAUAAUGGUAGUUAGUUACUACCUAUAAUAUUAAAACUCAAUGUUCCAGCGAAUUAUUGAUUGAAAUAAUAUGAAUACUGAAUAAUUAUUUCACUGGACAAAACAAAAAAUAAAUUAUUACGGCUUUUAGUAAAGCGAUCAAGUUCCUACUUCCUAGAAGACAAGCAAGUUGCAGAUAUGAAUAAUGAAUGGAGUUAAUAUUCGGUAGAAUAAUCAAAUAAAGAGAUUUUAGGCAAAAAAAUUCAUCAUUCAAUCAGCAUUAAGGAGUUAAGCUUUAUAUAAAUUAUAUAAAAAUGUAUCAAUGUGGAAUAAGACAAGUGGAGGAGAGACACGUUCCAAAUCAAGUAGAUCUUAUGGUUUGGAGUCAUAGGCUUGAUUUAUUAGCACUUAGUAAUUUCAAAGGCGAAGUACAAGUUCAUAGGCUCCACUGGCAAAAAGUAUGGAAUUUGCCACCAUAUAAAGAAAAUGUUCUGGUAGAAGCAAUGGAAUGGAGGCCUGAUGGUAAAGCAUUAGCAAUUGGAUACAACACUGGAACUGUUUAUAUCAUAGAUAUAGAAGAUAAAGGAAUCCUUGGUAAAUAUGAUUUUGCUCGAGAAACUGAGGAUUUUCAUGAAUAUAAGAAUUAUGGCAUUCCAUUCAUAAGAUGGGCAGUGAAAGCAGGCACAUUAGAAAAUUCUUCUGACUACAAUAUAUAUGAUGACUCAACAAUAUUUUUACAAAAACCUUUGUCACCUAGUACAAGUACUGAGGAAAGCACAAAACUAUUCAAAGAAAAUACAGAACACACUCAACUAAGUAUGUUGAUGAUAACAUAUGGCUCAGGAUAUAUUUUUAUGAGUAUUUUUGGUUCAUAUCCUUAUGGAAGUAUACAUCUACCACAGAUAACAAAGAAUGAGUAUGGAGAAUACAAAAUUGUUGAUAUCACUCUAUCAGAUGAUUUUAGUAUGAUGCAAGUACUUUACAUUGAAAGGCAAACAAACAAUGUAUUUGUGGCUUUUGUUAAUACAACUGUUUUAUCAGCGUAUUGUGAAGAAAUAUCAAUUGUAGCUAACAAACAUGACAGGAUUAUUCAUCUCAUGUCACAUCUAGACAAAACUAUGAAUUCCAUUACUGAAGCAUGGGAGCACAUAUUACUGGAAAUGGACACUAAGAUGGCAUAUUAUGCUUCAACUGUACCAGAAGGAGGUGUGUCUGCUGAUUUGCUGGAGUUAUUGAUGUUGGGUGUUCCUUCUGAUGAAUUAGAACUAUUUUUGCUGCAAGAAUUAACAGCAAAGGGUCUUAAAAAAUUUGGUAGUUCUGUUGAACUGAGUUAUUCCACAAUUCAAAAGCUUGUUUUGAACCAGUUGAACAUUGUUGGCCAGAAUCUUACAUACUACUUAUCUGAAUUAAGAGGUUUAACAAGAGUUUCAGAUCGAUAUAAGGUAACUGGAGUUGAGGAAAACAAAAUAACAAAUGCAAUAAGAGCCUGCUUUGCAUUUUUAAACAAGUGUUUAGAACUACAGCAGGUGAUUGACCUGUCCAUGAGAAAUUAUAAAGCAUUCUUCAGGUGGCUGUUUGUUGUAAUUGUUCGACUAUUAGACGAACAGACUUCAAGUGAUAUUGUGAAAAUAACUCAACAAGAACUUACACAUAUUGCUGACUUCUUAUACAAUUUUGAUAAAGUUCAAUCAGGCAACAAUGAGAGUACAACUGAAAAACCAGUAAAAUUUAAUUUGGAAAGACUUGGUCAGUACUUGCAGGAUCAAGAGAUAACAUUAUUACCGGAUGAUGAAGAUAAUCCCUGGCAUAAGAUUUUGAAGGAAAAUGCAUGUUUAUUAAAAGAGAAUGAUACAAUAUUUUCUAUAUCUGAAUUUAAAAAAUAUUCACUUGUACAACAACAUAAGCAUCUGACACAUGAAAUCAAUAAACUGUUUGAUUUUCAUGAUAAACAUAUUGCUAAAUAUUUUUCUGUUUAUAACAAUAUAAAGUGUUAUAAUGGGGAAGCCGAUAUGAAUUGGAAAGAAAAUUUAAGGAUAUCUCAAAUUUAUGAUACAAAUCGGCAGGCAUUUAUGAUGGCUUUUAUAAAUAAUAAAGUACCAGAAGAAGGGUUACAUUUUAUGUCAGUGAGCACAAAAGAAAGAGUAUGUUCAGGAACAUUAAGUAGAUAUACAUUUUCAUCAAGUUUGAUUCAAGAGGGGGACAAUAUUCUUGAUGAAAAUUUAGAUAUACUGGAUAUCCAGUUUUAUUCGCCUGAAUACCUUUCCUUACUUUUAAGACAUCCAAGUAUUGCAGAUAGUACAGUUUUUGUGCAGCUACCACUGAAAAUUGCACUAGAUAAUUCUCAAGAAUUUAACUUGAAAUCUAAAUCAAUUGCCUUCAAUGAGCAAGUAGCACAAAAAAAUAUAUCACCACUAUUAGAUCAGAGUGUUUACAAAGUUUUGGAAAAAAUGAGUGGUUUUAGAAUUGCAGUGUCAGGAGCACGUAAAGUUUCAGUUGUGUUAUCUAACCUUCAACGAAAAGUGAGAGUUUUUGAGAUGGAAACAAACGGAGAUGAGGAUGAAGAGGAUACACUGGAUUCUACAUCACAGUCAAAUAUAACUCCUGCAAGUGAAACAAGUCAUAAUAACACUGAUCAGUUUAAUAACACAAGAGACAUUACAUUGUAAACUUAGUAAUAUCAAAAAUUCUUCAUAAAAUUUGCCCUAUACUUAAAUAUGUAUAUUUCUAAAUGAGGCUUACAUUUGGAGAUUUUAUUUGUAUAUUCUCAAAAACUGAAUUAAAAUCUGUAUCAAGACCUUGAUUAUCUAUGCCAUACAGUAGUUGAUCAGACGACUGGUUUCUGCUGGGUCCAGCUACUGGCUCUAUUGUUGUUGUUGUUUGAUUGUAAAUCUCAUCACCAUCCUCUUCCUCUAAUUCAUCCACUGCAAUGUAAUUUGCAAUAAUCAUUAAAAAAGAAAAACAAGUUUAAUAA